GCACCUGUCAAAACAGGUCUCAGUUUGUUUACUGUAUACGUCACACAUGACUUUUGUAUGUUCAAGAGAUAAUAGUGAGGUUAAAACGAAAAACCCGAGCCAUCGCUACCACAAACCACUUAGCUCUCGACACAUUGAGACCGCAACGACCAGCGAAAUAUUCGCCACAUUGGCACAUUGUCCGCGACUUGAAGACGGACUACCUUGGAAGACAGGGGAUAUUUUUAUCCUUAGGAAAACUUUUUUUCCUUUAAUCCGCCUGCUAUGGUAAAGGGGACUGAAAAGGUCAUUGAUCCCGAUGAAUGAGCGAUACACAUAAACAUUUUCGAGCAAUCCGAUCUAAUAGUUAGAGACAGGCUGAAGACAGUAUAAAAGUGGAGACUUGAUAUUGUCCCUUAAAGGCAUCAAGAAAAUCUGAGCACAAAGACGAAAUUGAAAAUGAACAACCUCACGUUCAAUGGAAGCCAUGCUGUUUCAAACUGUCCUCAAGUUAUGGAAAUGGAUGGUGAAAAGGCGCUUAAGACGGUGGCUUAUAGCUGCGUCAUGUUCUUAUCAUUUACUGGUAACGUUCUCGUCAUUCUGAUUGUCUACAAAAAUCGAAGUAUGCAGACAACAGUGAACUUUCUAAUCGUAAAUAUGGCAUUUUCUGAUCUUCUGCAGUCAAUAAUUGCAAUACCUUACAGAAUCCUAAAUAUUGUCAUAGCUAAUGGCACAGACCGAUGGUUCGUUGAAGGGAUAGUCGGGGAGAUUUUUUGCAAGUUUGUACCAUUUCUACUGGAUAUUUCCGUUGGAGUCUCAGUUCUAAGUCUUGUGUUAAUUGCUUUUGAUCGAUUUCUUGGAGUUGUCUAUCCAAUGCGUGCUUCGACAAUCUCCAAAAGAAUGCACUCCUGCAAUUUGGCUCUGACAUGGGUUAUCUCCAUGGGAUUUCACUCACCGUUGUUUUUCACCUUCAGAUUAGUAACGUCUUUAGAUGGUAUAACCUACUGUACCUAUUCUUGGAAUCCAAUGCCGGAUCCUUCCAGGUCUGAGGAGAUCUAUUUUCUAGUUACUUCGACGUGUUUAUUCAUAUUCCCACUUCUUCUCCUUAUCUCGUUGUAUUCGACAAUUCUGAUUAGACUGAAAAGGCAGAAAACUCCGGGAAAUGACAGCUUCCGCAACCAAAAGCGCAUCGCAAAAAGAAAUCGCAACGUGCUACGAAUGGUUCUGGCCGUUGUUGUAAUUUUCGCACUUUGUUGGUUACCUCUAAACACUCUUGGUUAUAUUAAUAGAUACAUUUGGGUUAAGAACAGUUCGACACCAUGCGAAGCGGGGACAUAUAUCGAAUGGGCUUUCUUCAUCGCCUAUUCAAACUCCUUUUUAACCCCAUGUCUUUAUUUUCUCUUCAGCGAAAACUAUCGUCAAGGUUUAAAACAACUAUUUGGCAGACGAGUGAUUUUAAUUAAAACAUCCUUCCAAACAAAACCGAGGAACUUGUAUGACGGCAGGGAAACAUCUGCAUCAGAGUCAAGGGCUGGUAUGAGUUUGAGAGGUAUUCAGUCACAACAUUGAUUUCAACAACGAUCAGAAAGAUUGCUGCAUCGAUUUGGUCUUCGAUAAAACUCGUAAAACUCGUCUGGCAUUAGCGGGUCAAACUAUCCGUUCAUUAUGCACUCUGACAUGAGAGUACAAUAUAUCGGAUGAUAUAUUAGUAUAGAACUCUCUCAUUUUGUAUAUCAUUGUUGAACUUGAACGUUGAAUGAUGUCAAGCACCUGGUUUUUUUCGAAGUGGUAAGAAGAAAUGAAUAUAUGAGAUCAGGGGCAUCAUUUUGGAGUACUUCAGUUAAGAGUUCAUUAUGGGAAGGAAAAACUUGCUACAAAUUAGUAGAAAAGUGUCAAUUAGUAGAGCCUUCUUGUCUCAGCUAAAUACGCUUCAAUAACUAGAAAAUAAAAAUGAUAAAAAAGCAAUGGUAUGUCAUGUAAAUCCCCGUAAAAUAAAUAAAACAAAAUAGACUUUACAAUUGUUUGCAGGUGCCUUGGAGACAUAGGACUGCUCAUCUUAAACUCCAGGACGACGGAUUAUUUCACUUUGACUUUUAUGAAAGCAGUGAUUUAGGAAAAUACUAUUUUCUAUUUUCUUCUUAAUAUAUUUUAUUUGGCACUAAGAGGUUCUUAGUGUGCGAAAAAAGGGAUAACAAAUGCCAUCCGGUAGACCAUCCAUUGGAUUAGGAGUUUUUCUCAUUCCAAUCAAUGUUCUUAUCUUCCCCGCAACAAAAGUAGAAAGAAUAUGGUCUUCGUCUUGCGGCUUAGCAAAACACUUUGUGAUAUGUAUAAAGGGAUUGCAAACAUCCCUCAGGUUGCCAGAUGAGGAUCAUAGGGAAGGAUAUAGGGAUUUAAAGCCCUUUUUUAAUGAUAUAUUUGCUGUGGGCUUAUCUUGCGCGAGGGAGAGCAAUGCAAGAAAAUCCCCAGCAGAUUUCAUAGAAAUCAUAUCUAUAUAAUUACAUAUUUCCACAUAGUAUUAAUUGAUCCGCAUCUAUACAUACGCUUAAAUCAAAAACGAGAUCUAAGAUCUUGUCUUGGAAAUUAAUUGUGGAGUUCUCAGUCAAGUCAGAGCUGAGUUUAUGCUAUUUGAAAUAAUUAAUCGAUCCAAAGCUAAACUGGAGUU
Exaiptasia diaphana is the source of this 2641-nucleotide messenger RNA. Its product is annotated as QRFP-like peptide receptor. NCBI's taxonomy places the organism in Eukaryota, Metazoa, Cnidaria, Anthozoa, Actiniaria, Aiptasiidae. The transcript is spliced from 2 exons. The record is from RefSeq and is a predicted model, not a curated record. Gene Ontology annotation, molecular function: G protein-coupled receptor activity. Bases 439 to 1548 code for a protein of 369 amino acids. Gene Ontology annotation, cellular component: membrane. Gene Ontology annotation, biological process: G protein-coupled receptor signaling pathway.